This is a messenger RNA of Laccaria bicolor S238N-H82, 216 nucleotides long. RefSeq lists its product as uncharacterized. Bases 1 to 216 code for a protein of 71 amino acids. The record is from RefSeq and is a predicted model, not a curated record. The transcript has 2 exons. Lineage: Eukaryota; Fungi; Basidiomycota; Agaricomycetes; Agaricales; Hydnangiaceae.
AUGACAACAGCAUUGACUGUUGAACAUAAUAAUCAAAGGGCCAACGCCAACAAUGUACACAACCUACGUGACUGUGAUGGUAUCCUGUUUUCUAUGCAGCCGCACUGGUUCCGGUCCCAUUGUGAAGUCCGACUUGUACCGAUUAGAAUAAAACCUUUUAGAUUUAGAAAAAAUACUUUAUCAUUAAAAUUUAGCCGGCAAUUGUUUCCUAUUUAA